Messenger RNA from Phacochoerus africanus (Common warthog), 2623 nucleotides. RefSeq names its product histone deacetylase 11 (gene HDAC11). The record is from RefSeq and is a predicted model, not a curated record. Gene Ontology annotation, molecular function: histone deacetylase activity. The coding region runs from base 81 to 1232 and encodes 383 amino acids. Lineage: Eukaryota; Metazoa; Chordata; Mammalia; Artiodactyla; Suidae. The transcript has 11 exons.
GUCCUGGGCGGGGCGGCUCCGGCGGCCCCGCCCCGCCCGGUUGAGGAGCAGUGGCCGCGCAGGGAGGGCCAGGUCCCGGGAUGCCACACACAACCCAGCUGUACCAGCAUGUGCCGGAGACGCGCUGGCCCAUUGUGUACUCACCGCGCUACAACAUAACCUUCAUGGGCCUGGAAAAGCUGCACCCCUUUGAUGCAGGAAAAUGGGGCAAAGUGAUCAGCUUCCUCAAAGAGGAGAAGCUUCUCACAGACAGCAUGCUGGUGGAGGCACGGGAGGCCUCGGAUGAAGACUUGCUAGUGGUGCACACGAGGCGCUACCUCAACGAGCUGAAGUGGUCCUUUGCUGUGGCAACCAUCACGGAAAUCCCCCCUGUCAUCUUCCUGCCCAACUUCCUGGUGCAAAGGAAGGUGCUGAAGCCCCUCAGGACCCAGACAGGAGGAACCAUAAUGAAUUGCAGAGGGGCUCAGGCAACCUGGAGUUUGCUGGGAGUGGGUGCUUCCUAUACCCACCUCUCAGCUCCCCCCACCUUGGAGCGGGCUGCAAACCGUGUUUGUGGGGCAGGGAAGCUGGCAGUGGAGCGAGGCUGGGCCAUCAAUGUAGGUGGCGGCUUCCACCAUUGCUCCAGUGACCGGGGUGGGGGCUUCUGCGCCUACGCGGACAUCACGCUUGCCAUCAAGUUUCUGUUUGAGCGAGUGGAAGGUAUCUCCAGAGCCACCAUCAUCGAUCUCGAUGCCCACCAGGGCAAUGGACACGAGCGGGACUUCAUGGGUGACAAGCGCGUGUACAUCAUGGAUGUCUACAACCGCCACAUCUACCCUGGGGACCGCUUUGCCAAGCAGGCCAUCAGGCGCAAGGUGGAGCUGGAGUGGGCCACAGAAGAUGAUGAGUACCUGACGAAGGUGGAGAGGAACCUGGAGAAGGCGCUUCAGGAGCAUCGGCCCGACGUGGUGGUGUACAACGCAGGCACCGAUGUCUUGGAGGGAGACCGCCUCGGGGGGCUAUCCAUCAGCCCUCAGGGCAUCGUGAAGCGGGAUGAGCUGGUGUUCCGGAUGGUCCGAAGCCUCCAGGUGCCCAUCCUCAUGGUGACCUCGGGUGGGUACCAGAAGCGUACGGCCCGCAUCAUUGCUGACUCCAUCCUUAACUUAUAUGGCCUGGGCCUCAUCGGGCCCGAGUCGGCCAGCGUCUCAGCACAGAACUCAGACUCGCCUCUGCUGCCCCCCGAGGUGCCCUGACCACACUGCCCUCUGAGCGGCUCCCUGCCUGCCGCCCACCUGCCCACUGUCCCCAUCAGUGCUUCUUCUUUCCAACCGAGGGGUGGGGGCCUCACACAGCUCCACUCUCCCCACUGGGUGUUGGGGGUCUCCAGACCCCUCUGGGAGGGGGCAGACGGCAGGGCCCACGUCCCAGCAGGACCCCCACGGUCACGGCCAGGGCCAGAUCAGGCCCCAUGGAGGUACAGUUCUCUCAGGAGAACAGAGGGCAGGAGAGGCUCCCGGGCACAGGGAGGCCCCCAGGGUGGGGGGUUCUGGUUUCCAAAACCAGACCAAAGAGGCUUCAGUCUCUAGCAUGGCAGGGGCUUCCUCCCCUCUCCUCACCCCAGGUGUGGGGGGCCCAGGGCGGGGCUGGGGCCAGGCCUCCAGGGGUCCUGGGUUGCCAGCCAGCAGGCAGGAGCCCUGGUCUUGGCUGCGAGGGGGUAGGAAAGGAGUGCUGGUGGGUUUUCCCAUCUGACCAUCUCUUUCAGUAAAGCACAGGCUGGACCUGCUUCCCCAGAGCCUGUCCUGGUGAUGAGGGGAGGGGAGGCCUGAGGAGCCCAAGGCCCUCGCUGCCUUGCUGGGCCCAACCAGGGAGAGCGGGUUUUGGGGGAGGAAUGCUUGGCUCAGGGACAGGCCUCAGCUCUGAGGCUUGAGGGGGCGGAUGGGAGAUGGGGAAGGGGCAGGUGGCAGCACCUGAGGCCCAGGUGGGGACAGAGACGCUGGUGAGGCCUGCUGGCAUUGCUGGAGGGAGCAGAGGGUCUCCAUCUUGGCCUGAGUCUGUGAGGAAGGGCCUGGGGCGGGGCCCUGGGUGGGGCUGCAGCCUCGACCCGCCUCACCCAAAAUGCCAGGCCCUGGUUGUGCCUCCAGGACCCCAGGUGGGCCCUGACCUAUUCUCAGUUUUACUCUGAAGCAGAUGCUCAGCGCCCCCUCCCCUGGAAGCUGGGUUAGGGGGAGUGUCCACCGCUCCAUUGUCUGGGGUGUUCUUAGUGCUCAGAGACGGUGGGGAGGGAAGGCUGCCUCUGUACAAGCCCCCCAUGGGACUCACGCUCUUGCCCCUGGGGGUUUCCUGAAUUCUUCUGCUUUCUCCCCACACCCCCUCGCUGCCCCCUCUGACUGGGGGGGGGGGAUUGGGAAGGGUUCCAAGAUCACCUGUGAAAAGCGCUGACCACCUGGACUAGACCUGGGGCACUAAUCCUGGUACAGAUACCUCCCCGCUGCCGCGCCACCCGUCCUGUCCUCGGUCUCUGCAUCUGACUCCAGGCACCUCACACCCCUUGAUCUCCAACCCGGGCCUGAGACCUCAGGGGCAGGUGGUGGAUGGGCUUGUCCCCAUGGGGCCUCUUCCAGAGAACCAUAAAGGCUCAUCCUGA